AUGUCGCUUCCUCUACCGCGGUCCCUGCCCCGGACCCUCCUGAAGAGAUCCUACGGCACCGUCCAGAACUCCCCUAGUGCCGCCUCCCUCAACAGCAGAAUCCCAAUUGCUCUGCAAGAGGCCACUGGCGCCACCGCUCCGCGCACCAAUUGGACCCGGGAAGAUGUCCAGCAAAUAUACCAGACGCCGUUGAACCAACUGACCUAUGCGGCCGCUGCCGUUCACCGACGCUUUCAUGAUCCCUCCGCCAUCCAGAUGUGCACUCUGAUGAACAUCAAGACCGGCGGUUGCACUGAGGACUGCUCCUACUGCGCCCAGUCGUCGCGCUACGACACCGGCUUGAAAGCGACGAAGAUGAGCCCCGUCGACGAAGUGCUCAAGGCUGCCCGGAACGCCAAGGCGAACGGGAGUACCCGCUUCUGCAUGGGUGCCGCCUGGCGCGACAUGCGUGGCCGCAAGACCAGUCUCAAGAACGUCAAGCAGAUGGUCUCCGGCGUGCGCGAGAUGGGCAUGGAGGUCUGCGUGACGCUGGGCAUGAUCGAUGACAAACAGGCCAAGGAGCUGAAGGAUGCCGGAUUGACGGCCUACAACCACAACCUGGACACUUCUCGCGAGUUCUACCCGUCCAUCAUCACCAGUCGAUCGUACGAUGAGCGACUGAAGACCCUGUCCCACGUCCGAGACGCCGGUAUCAACGUCUGCUCCGGUGGUAUUCUGGGACUGGGCGAGGCGGACUCCGACCGCAUCGGGUUGAUCCACACCGUUUCUUCUCUGCCUUCGCAUCCCGAGUCUUUCCCUGUCAACGCUCUCGUCCCCAUUCCCGGUACCCCGCUCGGAAAUCGCAAGAUGAUCUCCUUCGAUAAACUGCUGCGAACCGUCGCCACGGCCCGUAUUGUUCUUCCCGCCACCAUCGUGCGUUUGGCUGCCGGUCGCAUCGCUCUCACCGAGGAGCAGCAAGUGGCCUGCUUCAACGCCGGAGCCAAUGCCGUCUUCACGGGUGAGAAGAUGUUGACGACCGAUUGCAACGGCUGGGACGAGGAUCGGGUCAUGUUCGAAAAAUGGGGAUACUACCCCAUGCGCAGCUUCGAGAAGGGCGACGAGGUCUCGCACCCGACGAGCACCGAGUCCCCCACUCCGGAAAGCGUCUCUUCUGCGCCGGCCGCAGCAUCUUCGUAA
Messenger RNA from Aspergillus affinis, 1176 nucleotides. RefSeq names its product biotin synthase. Lineage: Eukaryota; Fungi; Ascomycota; Eurotiomycetes; Eurotiales; Aspergillaceae. The coding region runs from base 1 to 1176 and encodes 391 amino acids. Gene Ontology annotation, biological process: biotin biosynthetic process. The record is from RefSeq and is a predicted model, not a curated record. The transcript has 2 exons. Gene Ontology annotation, molecular function: 2 iron, 2 sulfur cluster binding; biotin synthase activity. Gene Ontology annotation, cellular component: mitochondrion.